AUGGCUGAGAACGUCGUCUCUUUUCUUUUGCAAAGGCUCGGUGAUUUGCUCAGAGAAGAAGCCAACUUCUUGAUCCAGGUCCCCAACCAAGUUAAGCUGUUGCAGCAAGAGCUACAGAUUAUGCGCAGCUUCCUACGAGAUGCAGAUUCAAGACAAGAAAAAGAAGCAGCUGUACGAGAGUUCGUUGCACAAAUCAGAGAUGCUGCUUAUGACGCUGAAGAUGUCAUCGACAAAUUUGCCCACAAAAUAGAAUCCGAACGCAACCAAAAGUAA
Prunus armeniaca (apricot) is the source of this 273-nucleotide messenger RNA. NCBI's taxonomy places the organism in Eukaryota, Viridiplantae, Streptophyta, Magnoliopsida, Rosales, Rosaceae. The record is from the annotation of a GenBank genome assembly.